Molecule: messenger RNA, 564 nt
Organism: Notechis scutatus (mainland tiger snake)
Lineage: Eukaryota; Metazoa; Chordata; Lepidosauria; Squamata; Elapidae
Source: RefSeq, a predicted model, not a curated record
CAUGCCUUUCUUCUCCCAAACUUCUUUCCAGCUACAAAUGUGGCCAGAGGGCGUCCAGCUUUUCAAUCGUCCACUAUUGAAAGCCAGUUCAAUUCAGUGGCCAGAAAAGCCGUGGACGGGAAUUGCAGUGGACGCUGGAUUGGGCAGGACAGUUGCACCCACACCAAGAAAGAAAAGGACCCCUGGUGGUACGUGGACCUGGGGAGGCAGUAUGCCAUUUCAUCCGUGGUGGUGAAAAGCCGCGAGGACUGCUGCGGAGAGAGGCUCCGGGGAGCACAGAUCCGCGUGGCAGACUGCGUGCCCAACCGUGGAUUUUCCAACCGUCUCUGUGGGACCAUCACCAACACCCGUCUGGGCGCCAUCAGCACCAUCUCCUGCAAAGGUCAAGUGGGGCGCUAUGUCAUCGUCACCGUCCCUGGUCGCACGGUAUCCCUGGCCCUGUGCGAGGUGGAGGUCUACGGGACCAAAGUGUGAAGCCAGCACCCACGUGUGUCAGGACAGACAUGGGGAUAAUUCAUCAUUUAGAUCAGUUUUGACUCUCAAAUAAACUUACUUUAAGCAACA